AUGUCGACUAGUCUGGAGUUGGGACCUUUUGGUCAAAUGAUUGGCGUCCAUACCUACAACAUCAAGACCCUGGGCUUUACCACUCAAGAUGAUGCUGCACAAGAAAGAGCUAUCGAGAGCCUUACCGCAGCGGCAAACAAACUCGUAACCCACUUUCCAUGGCUCACUGGGCAAGUCAUCAAUUCCGAAGCCAGUUCGACCAGCUCGGGAACCUUCAAGAUUGUUGCGUAUCCCCCACACGAAGGAGCAGCCAAAUUCAUCCAUGUCAAAGAUUGUAAAGAGCUUCUUCAGCCGUAUCAAACUAUUCUAGAAGCGAAAGCGCCUCUCUCUAUGCUCGAUGGUCGCAUUCUAAGCCCCGGCUACGGAUUCCCGUACAUGUAUCCUUCUGCGGAGAAGAUGCCAGUGUUCUACGCACAAAUCAACCUGCUGAAGGGCGGUAUAUUACUCACCAUAAAUGCACAGCACAACGUCAUGGAUGCAAACGCAGACAGCCGAAUCAUUCGAUGUUUCGCAAAACUCUGCGCUGGCGGAGAAGUCACUCCAGAAGAAUUGAAAUUGGGAAACGCCGACCGCGACGAGAUAUUCCCUUCCAGUAACAAUGGCGAAGAACUCGAUAAGGUAGAGUGGUUCCGCGUGCCUUCGAUGCUUCCUUUCUCGCCUCCAUGGCCACCACAGUAUGGCAACGCCCCGUGGCACUGCUUUCGCAUACCCGCAUCCAGCAUCACGGCUUUGAAAGAGAUGGCGAAGGCCGCGAUGCCUAAUGAUCACUCAAACGACGCCUACGCCGCUCCAUACUUCUCCACCGACGACAUCCUCACCGCGCUGAUAUGGAAGCACCUAGUGCGCAGCCGCUCCCUUUCCAGCGCCGCUACAAGCGGUCUCGUCCGCGCCGUAAACGGCAGAUCGCACUUCGACCCACCCGUUCCUGCCGGCUACAUCGGCCACGCAGUGACAUGCGUGUGGACUCGCGUCCCACUAUCCGAGCUCCUAAGCAUGCCGCUCCCAUCUGUCGCCUUCGCCCUGCGCAAAAAUCUAAUCGAGUAUGCAUCGCCUCACCACCUUCAAAGCCUGGUACAUUUGCUUCGAACAACCGACGACAAGACGACCAUCAACUACGGCGCGGCUAUGAAUAUGGAAACGGACGUCAUGGUGACGAGCCAUGUCGCGCAUGGUAUUUACGAUGCGGACUUUGGGGCGCAAAGUGGAUUGGGGAAGCCGGAUGUUGUGAGGAGACCGAAUUUGCCGGAUGGGAGGGGCUGGCGUACUUGUUGCCGAGGGGAGGGAUGGGAGUGUGGAUGUUGUGGCUGGGUUGUUGGCGGGGAUCUGAAGACGUUGAGGGAGGGGAGGGUGCGGAGGAGUGGGAGAGGUAUGUUGAGUAUAUUGGGUGAGGAGGCAGAUGGAGGUGUUGUGAUUAGCGGGCGUGCGUGA
Didymosphaeria variabile is the source of this 1428-nucleotide messenger RNA. RefSeq lists its product as uncharacterized. NCBI's taxonomy places the organism in Eukaryota, Fungi, Ascomycota, Dothideomycetes, Pleosporales, Didymosphaeriaceae. The coding region runs from base 1 to 1428 and encodes 475 amino acids. The record is from RefSeq and is a predicted model, not a curated record. The transcript has a single exon.